AUGGUGUGCCAGUCUUGCUGUAAAGAAGACACAAGGAAGAAAUACAAGAGGGGGCUCUGGUCACCUGAAGAGGACCGUAUAUUGAAAAGCUAUGUUCUCAAAUAUGGCCAUGGAUAUUGGAGUCAUGUUCCUAAACUAGCUGGUCUACAAAGGUGUGGUAAGAGUUGCAGACUUAGGUGGAUAAACUACUUAAGGCCCGGCCUAAAACGAGGGGGGUUUUCCCAUGAAGAACAGAUUAUUAUCAUCAAUGCACAAGAAAUCAUAGGCAACAAGUGGUCUCUGAUUGCUUCAAUGCUUCCUGGGCGUACUGACAACGAGGUAAAGAAUUUCUGGAAUACCCAUUUGAAGAAGAAGCUCAACAUAUUGGGAAGAGAUGAAAGUGCACACAAAACUCUUGAAGAGCACACAAGAAAGGAGAUAGUAGAGUGUAGUAGCACAAACACUUGUACAGAAGCAAAUGAACUGCCUAGGGAUAAUCACAUUUAUGCUUCAAAUGAGGAACUUAAUUUGCAGAGCUCUACAUAUGGAAGUCCUGAGGAGAUUACAAUGCCAUUAGCUGCAGAAUCUGGGCAUCAAUAUGUAAAAGCCAAUCCUCGUGAGUCAAAAUCCCUGCUGGCAGACAAUUCUUUUCUGGGUGGUCUAUUUCAUGAAUGGUUUUAUUCAGGCCAGAAUGAAAAGCCCGCCAUUAACAUGACCUCCAAUAGAUUAGAACUGUUGCCACAAUUAGGGACCGACUCAGAAAAUUCAAUCUGCAUGAAUUACCAGUCAAAUCAGUACCCACUUCCAAAAGAAACAAGGCAGGUUUUUACAAGUUCAGAAUUAUUGAGCCCACAAGAUCAAAUUUUGAACUUGUCUAGCGAUGUAUCAAACAAUAACAUGUUGUGGGGUUCCUCUUCUGAGAGCUCUCUGCCAUGUGAAGAGUCAGACAUUCUCUGCAACGAUUUGUCGACUACAAGUACAAGUAGUUUUAAUGAUUGGGAUAACAUGAGCUAUAAUGAGGUUGAUUUGGGAUUUCAUGGAGACUAUUCUUUCGUAGAGAACUUAGAUUUCAGCUGA
Messenger RNA from Cryptomeria japonica (Japanese cedar), 1056 nucleotides. Its product is annotated as myb-related protein 330-like. Lineage: Eukaryota; Viridiplantae; Streptophyta; Pinopsida; Cupressales; Cupressaceae. The coding region runs from base 1 to 1056 and encodes 351 amino acids. The record is from RefSeq and is a predicted model, not a curated record. The transcript has 3 exons.